UUAUUUUUAUUUUCAGACUACAUACUUCUACUCGUCUCAUUAGUUGGCUGCUUUUCCAACAGUUUCAAACAAAUUUAAACUCCCGUCCACUUGCGCGCUCACUCACUGAGGCACACGACUCCACGCCCACAAACCAGCAAACACACACACACACACACACACAACGAAGAUGUCUGCGUCGCGCGCCAAUACACCACCUACCGAGGCGAAUGAGGCAACAACGCACAACAACAACAACAAUAGCAGUAACAACGCCAAUGGUGACACAAAUCACAACAACAAUGCCAAACUGAAAUCAACACAAAAUAGUGGCACCGGCAGCAUCGAUAAACUUUCACCCGAUCAAGAUAUAUUCAUAAAUCAAGCCGAUGGCUUGCCCAGCCAACAUCCCACAUUGCCCGAUGGCGAAGUAGACAGUGAUAACGAACAGAACGAGCCUGUGGAUCCAGAUUCAUUUGAUGAUUUGCCCACAUCCAUUAUUGUGACGAACAUACACUCGGAGGUGUUUACCAAUCCAGCGCUGAAGCAGGAAAUGGAAGAGCUCUUCCGCACCUUCUGCGAUUCGGCGACCUUCCAAUGGCUACGCAGUUUCAGACGUUUGCGCGUCAACUACGACAAUGCCAUAGCGGCGGCCAAUGCGCGCAUCAAAUUGCAUCAAUACGAAUUUAAUAAGAAAACAGUGAUAACCUGUUAUUUUGCACAGCCGGUAACGCCAGUUUCGAAUAAAAAUCUGCAACCGCCAGCGCCAGUUAAACAAUUCCUAAUUUCGCCACCCGCUUCACCGCCAGCUGGUUGGGAGCCACGCGAAGAGAAUGAGCCGCUGGUGAAUCACGAUCUGCUGGCGGCAUUGGCCAGCUUAACGCCAGGCGAAUCGCACGAACUGCACCCGCAGAGCGAGGAUCAGCCGGGUAUUAUUGUGCAUACGGCCAUGUUGCCAGAGGGAGCUGUGACCACCGCACCCACACUGGCGGUCACACCGAAGCCGGCCAUUGUGCAGACUAAGUGUCCGGAGCGCGCGUAAGAAGGAAUCGGGGGAGGAUGUGCUGCUGUCGCUGCUGGCGAACUCAUUUUUAAGCCUAGGAGCAGGUGCUGAGCACUUGAUAGUAUAAGAAUUAAAAUGAUUAAAGAUAAAAAGUAAUUAGUUAAUGCAAACAGAAGUUUAGUGGUGCAUAUAUAUAUGUAUUAUGUAUGUGUACAUAAAAUAAAAACUGUUGUUAAUUUUUGUAAACAAAAACCAAUUGUAGCUGAAAAGUUUUGAAUAUGUAGUUGAAGUUACCACUGAGAAACUAAAGAUUUCCUCUUGAGCCUACUUAACGAUAAUCUAAGUUAUGUUCUACAUAUACAUACAUAUGUCUAAGUGUACACAUACAUAUGCAACUCUGUGUAAGCGCAAUCCAAUGACUAUUUGAAUUUUGAGUUAUUUAAUUACCAAAAAUGUUUUGAUUGUGAACAAUUUUAUUCUAAGCUAC
This is a messenger RNA of Rhagoletis pomonella (apple maggot), 1469 nucleotides long. RefSeq names its product protein sarah-like. Gene Ontology annotation, molecular function: calcium-dependent protein serine/threonine phosphatase regulator activity; nucleic acid binding. Gene Ontology annotation, biological process: calcium-mediated signaling. Gene Ontology annotation, cellular component: cytoplasm; nucleus. The transcript has a single exon. Bases 170 to 1021 code for a protein of 283 amino acids. NCBI's taxonomy places the organism in Eukaryota, Metazoa, Arthropoda, Insecta, Diptera, Tephritidae. The record is from RefSeq and is a predicted model, not a curated record.